This is a messenger RNA of Sphaeramia orbicularis (orbiculate cardinalfish), 1204 nucleotides long. RefSeq names its product hairy-related 6 (gene hes1). Gene Ontology annotation, biological process: regulation of DNA-templated transcription. NCBI's taxonomy places the organism in Eukaryota, Metazoa, Chordata, Actinopteri, Kurtiformes, Apogonidae. Bases 213 to 1046 code for a protein of 277 amino acids. The transcript is spliced from 4 exons. The record is from RefSeq and is a predicted model, not a curated record. Gene Ontology annotation, molecular function: DNA binding; protein dimerization activity.
CGCGUCCGCUCCGGUCCGCUCCGCCAGUCCGCACCGCGCGCACGGAUCUAACCUGAUAUUUGAGUCCGGAUAUUUUUGUUUGUCUUUCUCCGGUUGUUUUUUUUUUUCUGUGAGCCAGGGUGCUUUGAAUAUCCUGAGCUGACAGUGUUCGUCACCAGUGGACUGUAAUUUGUUGUUGUUGUUGUUGUUGUGUGGAUAUUUCCAGUCAGAAGAUGCCUGCCGAUAUGAUGGAAAAAACCUCCUCCUCUCCGGUCGCUGCAACCCCGGCAAGCAUGAACACGACUCCGGACAAGCCCAAAACAGCCUCCGAGCACAGGAAGUCAUCCAAGCCCAUCAUGGAAAAGAGGAGAAGAGCCCGGAUCAACGAGAGCCUGGGCCAGCUGAAGACCCUCAUCCUGGACGCGCUGAAAAAAGAUAGCUCCAGACACUCCAAACUGGAGAAGGCGGACAUCCUGGAGAUGACGGUGAAGCAUCUGCGGAACCUCCAACGGGCGCAGAUGACCGCCGCCCUGAACAGCGACCCGACCGUCCUGGGGAAGUACCGGGCCGGUUUCAGCGAGUGCAUGAACGAGGUCACGCGGUUCCUGUCCACCUGCGAAGGCGUCAACACCGAGGUCCGGACGCGGCUGCUCGGCCACCUGGCCAACUGCAUGACCCAGAUCAACGCCAUGAACUACCCGAGCCAGCAUCAGCACCAGCACCAGCUCCCCCCCUCGGCCGGACCCAACCACCCUUCGUUCGGCCAGUCCAUGGUGCAGCUCCCCGGCUCCUCUCCGCAGGUCCUCCCCAUGAACGCGGUGUCCUGCAAAGGAGGCUCCCCUCCGGCCACGUUACCCGCAGACGCUACCAAAGUGUACGGUGGAUUCCAGAUAGUGCCUGCCACAGACGGACAGUUUGCAUUCCUUAUACCCAACGCUGCGUUUGCGCCAAACGGGCCCGUGAUCCCCGUGUACGCCAACAGCGUCAGCACACCGGUCCCGGUACCGGCGGCAGUUUCUCCCGGAGCCCCGUCAGGCAAUACGGACUCAGUGUGGCGACCCUGGUGAAAACCAGACAGCCCAUAAAGACUUUGAAUGACACUUAAUAUUUCUCUUUGUUAAAUGUUAGAAAGUUGUUUUGAAUUCGUUUUUUUCAUGUAAAAUGAUAAGAGUAUGCACUAUAUUUGUACAGCUAACAAGGGAGUAAAGUUCAUAUUGAAAUGAAA